This is a messenger RNA of Megalops cyprinoides (Indo-Pacific tarpon), 1519 nucleotides long. It is a transcript of the gene rp9, whose product is annotated as RP9 pre-mRNA splicing factor. The record is from RefSeq and is a predicted model, not a curated record. Gene Ontology annotation, biological process: RNA splicing. The transcript is spliced from 6 exons. NCBI's taxonomy places the organism in Eukaryota, Metazoa, Chordata, Actinopteri, Elopiformes, Megalopidae. Bases 164 to 832 code for a protein of 222 amino acids.
UACCGUAGAAUGUUGCUGGUAGUCGUAACCGAAACAGCAUGUAGAGCAAAAUGGAAUGUAUUUGCUGUAGGAUUUCUCACAGUACAAAAACACAAAAAUUAUACUCACAAUCGGUAUUAGCUGAUCUCAUUAAUUUAACGACAACAUCUACCACGUUAUUGCAAUGUCGGGAAGGAAGCGGUCCAGAGAUGAUGAUGAAGGGGGCAGGCGAGACCACAAGAGGCACAAGGAAUCAAAACACGAUUUGGACAAACUCAGGAAACAAACGAAAAAACUUUCACAAGAAGUGCAAAAGAUAAAGCACGUUGAGACAUUUUAUGAAAAACCCCCUCCCGGACUUGUAAAGGAGGAGGAGGACAAGCCCGAGGACUGUAUACCUGACACACCGGGAAAUGAAGACGCACGAGAGUUCCUGGCGCACGCGCCGACCAAGGGGCUGUGGAUGCCGCUGGGGAAAGAAGUCAAAGUCAUGCAGUGUUGGAGGUGCAAACGUUAUGGACACAGGACCGGAGACAAAGAGUGCCCCUUCUUUAUCCAAGGAAACCAAAAGCUGGAGCAGUUCAGAGUUGCACACGAAGACCCCAUGUAUGACCUGAUAAGAGAAAACAAACGCAACGAGAAGGAGACGAGGAUACAGCAACUCCAGCAGCUGCUCCAGGACACCACCUCUGACUCGGACAGCAGCAGCUCAGCAUCAUCCCACUCGGACCGCGGCAAGCGCCGGCGGAAGGCAAAGAAGAAGAAGGAGAAGAAGAAGAAAGAGAAGAAGAAGAGGAAGAAGAAACGGAAGCAUAAGUCCUCCAGGGCAAGUGACAGCUCUGAGUCGGACUGAAACCGGGACGAGGGGGGGCACCCAGCCCCCAUGUUCCCUGUAAUAACUCUUCCCCAAUGCCGUCCGUGAAGGGGGGUGGUGGGGGGGGUGUGAGGUAGCCCAGCUGACAGCCUGUCCCCCGGCAGAGCGCCUCGCCAGCUUGCAGCAUAAGCCGCAGAUCACAGGGUGGGCCUGUCAGCCUUUGUUCUUCCCCUUCCCUGUGCCAGAAUCACUUAAUAAUGCAUGGAUUUCCAGCUCCCCGUUCACCAAGGGUGAAAGGUUAAUUAGGCCUCUCCAUCAGAUCAUACAGAGCAGAUCCACGCCAGGAACUGAACCCUCAAACCCGCAUGUGUUUUCUUUAAAUGCGCUUCAGUCAGUGGCACAGCUAAUUACACCACGGACACGGUUACAAAAGGAAGAAUGGUGUUUACGUCUAAACAAGAGAGACUGAAUGUACAUAUUGCCUAUUAUCUGUGUAAUGUGUAGGCAGUGUGUUACCUUCCCUUUUCCAGUGAAAGAAUGUUUUAUUUGAAAGUGCUUUUUGUGAAUCAGCAGUUUGCCAAUCAUUUGAAACUGAAACUGUAUUAAAUAAGUGGCAGUUUGUCUAAGGUGGCUUACCAUACAGUAGCACCACUUCGGUGUUUCAGUAGUGCAAAUAUGUAAAUACAAAAUGGAUGUAAAAAAGAGUUUGAAUAAAUGCAGCAGAGC